Molecule: messenger RNA, 1018 nt
Organism: Polychytrium aggregatum
Lineage: Eukaryota; Fungi; Chytridiomycota; Chytridiomycetes; Polychytriales
Product: putative PRE6-20S proteasome subunit
Exons: 8
Coding region: 91-864 (257 amino acids)
Biological process (GO): ubiquitin-dependent protein catabolic process
Cellular component (GO): proteasome core complex; nucleus; proteasome core complex, alpha-subunit complex
Source: RefSeq, a predicted model, not a curated record
GGCUGGGGCUGCCUUCGGGGUCGAUCGGCAUCCGCUUGCUUGAUCUCGCCGUCUCAGUCUCGCCAGCGACACAACACCUGCCUUUCUGCCAUGAGCUACGAUCGUGCUCUCACUGUCUUCUCGCCGGACGGCCAUCUGUUCCAAGUCGAAUAUGCUCUGGAGGCCGUGAGGAAGGGCAUCUGCGCGGUCGGUGUCCGUGGCAAGGAUGUCGUCGUUCUCGGAGUCGAAAAGAAAACCGUCCUGAAGCUCCAGGACUCCCGGACUGUCAAGAAGAUUGCCAUGCUGGACGACCACAUCUGCGUAGCAUUUGCAGGUCUUAUGGCCGAUGCCCGAGUGUUAAUAAACAAGGCAAGAAUCGAGUGCCAGUCUCACCGUCUGACCGUCGAAGAUCCCGUUUCGGUUGAAUACAUCACGCGAUAUAUUGCCGGCGUUCAGCAGAAAUACACCCAGAGCGGCGGUGUCCGUCCGUUCGGUAUCUCGAUGCUCAUCAUUGGAUUCGAUCAAGACAAAGUGCCCAAGCUCUACCAAACCGAUCCCUCGGGCAUUUACUCGGCAUGGAAGGCCAACGCAAUUGGACGAAGCUCCAAGACAGUCCGCGAGUUUUUGGAGAAGAACUACAAGGAGGAUAUGACCCGCGACGAGACCAUCAAGCUCACAAUCAAGUCGUUACUCGAGGUUGUCCAAACUGGCGCCAAAAACAUCGAGAUCGCCGUCAUGGGCGCUGACUCGGUCUUGAGGCACCUGGAGACUGACGAGGUCGAGGCCAUCACCGCUAUCAUCGAGCAGGAGAACGCUGCGGAGGCCGAAAAGAAGACCAAGAAGGGCGCAAGCUCCACGGACGCCCUGGGCGGAAGCAGCAGCUAAGCGGCCACCCAAGUCACAUCCGACCUGCUGAAUAUAACCGAGAGCGCCGAGCUGUUUACCGAGCCCAUGCGUGGCAUAUAGCGGUCAGCAGUCGUGAACCACACGGGACUGCUCCGCGCUUGACGGACUGUCGAUAAAUGGCGAUUUGCACCGA